Molecule: messenger RNA, 255 nt
Organism: Eruca vesicaria subsp. sativa (arugula)
Lineage: Eukaryota; Viridiplantae; Streptophyta; Magnoliopsida; Brassicales; Brassicaceae
Source: the annotation of a GenBank genome assembly
AUGGCUACUUCACGUCUAGCAAGGUUUGUAUCAGAGGUUGCUCCGCCUCAAUUCGUGACGGUGAUGAGGAGACAUAGAGCAGCGAAGCAGAAGCUUGACACAAUCAAAGAAGAAGAGUAUAAAGAAGAUUGUUUCAAUGGUGGGAUAAUGAUGAUGAUGUCUAAUAAGAUGACAUCAUCUCAUCACCAUUCUUAUUCUUCUUCCUCUACUUCGGUUUCUAGUUCUGGAUCUGCCUCUAAGAGUUUUUCUCGUUGA